AUGAAUUCUAGAAGGGAGCGUAAUGCUAGAGCUGCUCUUUUUGAUGGUAUUGAGGAAGGUGGUAUCCAGGUUUCAUCUUCUUAUUCCUCUCGUGAAAUUGAUGAACAAGAGAAUGACAGAGCAAUUGAUGGGUUGCAAGAACGAGUUAGUCUGCUGAAAAGAUUGUCAGGUGAUGUGCAUGAGGAGGUCGAGGCUCAUAACAGUAUGCUGGACAGGAUGGGCAAUGACAUGGAUGCUUCAAGGGGAGUUUUAUCAGGAACCAUGGAUAAAUUUAAGAUGGUUUUCGAGACCAAAUCAAGCCGGAAUAUGUUUACACUCGUGGCAUCGUUUGUGGUUAUUUUUCUCAUUAUCUACUAUCUCACUAGGGGACUCCCAAUGCAACGUGCACUUGAAUAUUUUGUGGAGUGUAUGGGGACAGUUAGCAAUUUCUUCGGCUUUUUUAAUAUUCGUUUGAAAAAUUAUGGAUGUUCGACAGUAGAUAUGAAAAAGGAAAAACAUGUUCAUCUCCAAUGUUUAGAAAUGGACAUUUUAGUCCUCGACCUUUCUGCCCAAUCCCCAAUCUUUGCAAUUGCUGACCAUGUUGCAAGAUGA
Messenger RNA from Fraxinus pennsylvanica, 591 nucleotides. The record is from the annotation of a GenBank genome assembly. Lineage: Eukaryota; Viridiplantae; Streptophyta; Magnoliopsida; Lamiales; Oleaceae.